AUGGGCACUCCUUUCCUGUUCUGGAAAUAUCCACUCGCGAAUGUGGUGAUCUCUAGUGGUUUUGGCAACGAUACUGGCUGCCCCAACUAUACGAUAUGUAGAGUCAGCUUUUUUGGCAACAACAACUUUUUCCAAUGCUGGAAAUCGAUCUUUAAACUUUGCAGCAUACCGACUCGGGUCACCAACAGUAUCAACAAACACUUCUGUGACGUUUACUCCUUGAGCUAG
Molecule: messenger RNA, 228 nt
Organism: Chondrus crispus (carragheen)
Lineage: Eukaryota; Rhodophyta; Florideophyceae; Gigartinales; Gigartinaceae
Exons: 1
Coding region: 1-228 (75 amino acids)
Source: RefSeq, a predicted model, not a curated record